Messenger RNA from Sorghum bicolor (sorghum), 807 nucleotides. RefSeq names its product germin-like protein 8-13. Gene Ontology annotation, molecular function: manganese ion binding. Bases 50 to 712 code for a protein of 220 amino acids. The record is from RefSeq and is a predicted model, not a curated record. Gene Ontology annotation, cellular component: cell wall. Lineage: Eukaryota; Viridiplantae; Streptophyta; Magnoliopsida; Poales; Poaceae. The transcript has a single exon.
AAGCUCUGAACUCGCCACACGACCUAGGACGCAGCAGUGCGUUGUAACCAUGGCGCCCAAGGCCGCCCCGGUCCACCUCGUGCUAGUGCCCUUGCACUCCCUGGUCCUGCCCUUCUCCUCCCUCGCUCUGACCCAGGACUUCUGCGUCGCCGACCUGCUCCGCCCCGCCACGCCGUCCGGCUACCCGUGCAAGCCCAAGGCUCUUGUCGGCUCCGACGACUUCUACUCUGAUGCCCUGGCCAAGCCCGGCCCCGUCAUCCAACCUUUCAACACCGGCCUAGCCUCCGCCACCGUGAAACAGUUCCCCGGCGUGAAUGGCCUCGGCAUCUCCGCCACGCGUGUCGACAUCAAGCCUGGUGGAGUCGUGCCCAUGCACACCCACCCGGAAGCCUCAGAGCUCAUCUUCGUCAUCCAGGGGAACAUUUCCGCCGGCUUCAUCAGCGCGGAAACCAAUAAGGCCUACGUCAAGAAGCUAGGCAAGGGCGACCUCUUCGUGUUCCCGCAGGGGUUGCUGCACUUCCAGUACAACAUCGGCAACUCGACCGCCAUCGCCUUCAACGCCUACAGCAGCCCUGACCCCAGCCUGCAGAUCUAUGACUAUGCGCUCUUCGGCAACACCCUGUCCGUGGAGUACGUGGCCAAGGGCACCUUCAUAGAUCGCAAGGAGAUCAUGAGGCUCAAGGCCCUCUUCGGCAUUGUUUCAGUACCCUAACGCUCGGCAGGAUUAAUUAACAACUUGCUCGCAGUUGUAAGCUUAUGGCGUGUGAGAAUAAAAUAAUUUGCAUGGGUGCACUGCACACACUCGUC